This is a messenger RNA of Aspergillus chevalieri, 510 nucleotides long. RefSeq lists its product as uncharacterized. Bases 1 to 510 code for a protein of 169 amino acids. Lineage: Eukaryota; Fungi; Ascomycota; Eurotiomycetes; Eurotiales; Aspergillaceae. Gene Ontology annotation, molecular function: ribonuclease MRP activity. Gene Ontology annotation, cellular component: nucleolar ribonuclease P complex; ribonuclease MRP complex. The transcript has 2 exons. The record is from RefSeq and is a predicted model, not a curated record. Gene Ontology annotation, biological process: intronic box C/D snoRNA processing; nuclear-transcribed mRNA catabolic process, RNase MRP-dependent; tRNA processing.
AUGUCUACACAAGAUACCCAACCAGCUACACAAGCACAACCACCCCUCGAACAAAAAGCAUCAAAACGAAAACCCUCCGACAUGCAACCACCAAUCCACUUCACCGCGCGCGAUCCCCCAUGGACCUAUCUCAAACUGCAGCUAAUAUCCCAAGCUCAAGCCAAUUUCCAAGCCAAAAAUGAUACCCCCCUGGAUCCCCUCACAGCCCGCACAUAUCUCACCGCCGCGCUCGCCCAGUUCCUCGGUUUAGUUGGGACUAGUAUUUCGAUUGACAUCCUUAAAAUCGCUUCUUCCUCUACAUCGAAAUCUAUUUUCUCGGCGACACCGACUUCUGAAAACGUCGUCUGGAUCCGCGUCCCCCGCCCCGACGCUGCGGCUGUCGUUGCGGCGCUGAGUUCGUGGAUCGGUGGCACAACUGGGAACGGAGGUGUUGCGUGGAGGGUUUGCGCAAAGGGGAAUUUCCUGGGUGCGCUCGUCGCGGGGGAUGGGAGAGAUUUGUUCGUGCCGUGA